GGUUUAGGUUAGGUUAGCGGUAGAUCUUUUAGAAUAUUUGAAGUUCUAACAUCUGUUAAGGUUCGAGGAUUUCAUGAAAGGAAGGUGAAACAAGUUGGUGUUGAACAACUUGGUAAAUAAAAAACAUAAAGUAAAGUCGAGAAAAUGGUGCUCGAUCUGGAUAAUUUCCGAGAGGAUAAAGGUUUCAACCCGGAAAAGAUCCGAGAUAAUCAGCGAAAGCGCUACAAGGAUGUUAGCUUGGUGGACAUAGUUAUUGACAAGGACGUGACAUGGAGGCGGCUUCGAUUUCAAGCCGACAAGUUUAAUAAAUUAAAAAACAUCUGCAGUAAGGUGAUUGGUGAAAAAAUGAAGAAAAAAGAAGCCGUUGGCGACGAAGAUACCGUACCACAGUUUAUAGCCAAUGACCUCGACGGUCAGGUCAACUCUAGUAAUCUUAAUAAGCUUACAAUAACACAGAUCAAAAGGAUUCGUACGCUUAUUGAUGAAGCAAUCGUUAGCAAUGCUCAGGAACUCGUCGUAAUCGAGACUGAGAGAAACAAUGCCCUCAAGGAAAUUGGCAAUCAUUUACAUGACAGCGUACCUGUUAGCAACGAUGAAAAGGAAAACAAGGUGGAGAAAACAUUUGGCGAUUGUAGCGUAAGAAGAAAAUAUUCGCAUGUAGACCUUAUACACAUGAUAGAUGGUAUGGAUGGAGAAAGAGGUUCUGCAAUAUCUGGAGGUAGAGGAUAUUUUUUAACCGGUGCUGCAGUUUUCCUGGAGCACGCUUUAAUACAGUUUGCUCUUAGGAAACUAUUUGAUAAAAAUUACAAACCGUUAUACACUCCAUUUUUUAUGAAAAAAGAUGCGAUGCAAGAAGUCGCACAAUUGUCUCAAUUUGAUGAAGAAUUAUAUAAAGUGAUAGGUAAGGGUAGUGAACGUGGCGACGAAAAGGAAUUAGAGGAAAAAUAUCUUAUCGCUACCUCGGAACAGCCGAUAGCUGCUUUUCACAGAGGAGAAUGGAUCUCCGAAUCUUCGUUACCAAUCAAAUAUGCUGGGCUGUCAACUUGCUUUAGACAAGAAGUAGGCUCUCAUGGACGCGAUACUAGAGGAAUAUUUAGAGUUCAUCAGUUUGAAAAAGUUGAACAAUUUUGCCUUACGUCUCCUCACGAUAAUAAAUCAUGGGAAAUGAUGGAAGAAAUGAUGAGAAACGCAGAAGAAUUUUACCAAGAUCUGAAAAUACCAUAUAGAAUUGUAAAUAUUGUUUCCGGUGCUUUGAAUAAUGCUGCAUCCAAGAAACUUGAUUUAGAAGCCUGGUUCCCUGGCUCGGGCACGUUUAGGGAACUUGUGUCGUGUAGUAAUUGCCUGGAUUACCAAUCUAGACGCUUAUUAGUGAGAUACGGUCAAACAAAAAAAAUGUUUAGUACCACGGACUAUGUGCAUAUGCUAAAUGCAACAAUGUGUGCAGCGACAAGAGUAAUUUGUGCUGUUCUAGAAAUUUACCAAACAGAAACUGGAAUUAAAGUGCCAACAGCAUUAGCGAACUUUAUGCCUGCUUUAUACCGAGAUGAAAUACCGUUUGUUAAACCUGCACCAAUCGAUGAGAUGGAAAUGAAAAAACAGAAAGACAAAUAAAUUAUAUUUAUAUUAUUUUUUUAUAUUAUUUUACUGU
This is a messenger RNA of Ceratosolen solmsi marchali, 1648 nucleotides long. RefSeq names its product Seryl-tRNA synthetase (gene SerRS). The coding region runs from base 145 to 1611 and encodes 488 amino acids. Gene Ontology annotation, biological process: seryl-tRNA aminoacylation. The record is from RefSeq and is a predicted model, not a curated record. The transcript has 5 exons. Gene Ontology annotation, molecular function: serine-tRNA ligase activity; ATP binding. Lineage: Eukaryota; Metazoa; Arthropoda; Insecta; Hymenoptera; Agaonidae.